Messenger RNA from Prunus mume (Japanese apricot), 1360 nucleotides. RefSeq names its product protein LATERAL BRANCHING OXIDOREDUCTASE 1. Lineage: Eukaryota; Viridiplantae; Streptophyta; Magnoliopsida; Rosales; Rosaceae. The record is from RefSeq and is a predicted model, not a curated record.
CUACCAUUCUUCUAUUAGCUUUCUUGCAAAAACAAAUAACAAAAUACCAUUGAGCAGCUUAGCUUCCAAAUCAAAUUCAGCAUCCAUGGGAGAGGUUGAUCCAGCUUUCAUCCAACACCCUGAGCACAGGCCCAAACUCUCCGUCCCCAAAGCUGAAGGCAUACCAUUGAUUGACCUGUCUCCCCUAAACUCCUCAGACAACAUUUCUGACCCUAAAGCCAUUGGAGGGGUAGUUAGAGAAAUAGGCAAUGCAUGCAAAGAGUGGGGGUUCUUCCAAGUGAUCAACCAUGGGGUGCUAUUGGAUAAGCGCAAAAAGAUCGAGGAUGCUGCUAGGAAAUUUUUUGCUCAGCCUUUGGAGGAGAAGAGGAAGAUCACGAGGGAUGAAAAAAGUUUGUUCGGUUACUAUGACACUGAGCACACCAAGAAUGUAAGAGACUGGAAGGAGGUGUUUGAUUUCGCAGUGGAGGAUCCAAUGUUAAUGCCAGCUUCCCUUGAUCCUGAGGACAAGGAAGAGACAAAGUGGACUAACCAGUGGCCUGAGUAUCCCCAAGAACUAAGGGUGGCGAGUGAAGAGUAUACUGAAGAAGUAGAAAAGCUAGCUCUAAAGUUGAUGGGACUUAUAGCCUUGAGCCUAGGCGUGCCAGCAGACAGGUUCAACAGCUACUUCAAAGAUCAAACAAGUUUUAUCAGACUCAACUACUAUCCACCUUGCCCUUCCCCUCAGUUAGCUCUCGGUGUUGGGCGCCACAAGGAUAGCGGUGCUUUAACUGUGCUUGCUCAGGAUGAGGUCGGAGGAUUGGAAGUGAAGAGGAAGAGAGAUGGAGAGUGGAUUCAGGUUAAACCUACCCCAAAUGCCUAUAUCAUCAAUGUUGGUGACAUUAUUCAGGUUUGGAGCAAUGACAGAUAUGAGAGUGUGGAACACAGGGUGUUAGUGAAUUCAGAGAGGGGAAGGUUUUCCAUUCCCUACUUUGUCAACCCAGCACACUAUACCCUAGUCAAGCCCUUGGAGGAGCUGACCCAUGAACAAGAAGACCCUGCAAAAUAUAAGCCUUACAGCUGGGGCAAGUUUUUGAGUCACAGAAAGCUCAGUAAUUUCAAGAAACACAAUGCUGAAAACAUCCAGCUUUAUCAUUUCAGGGUUUCGGAAUAAGUUAUGACCCCCCAAAAGAGAAAGACGUGUGCUAUCCUUUACAAUAAUUAGUCUAUGUACACAAAAAUAAUUGUGGGCUAACAUGGAUUUCUUACAAAUUUUUACCUAGUCGAAGGCAAACUUAGACGAUGCUACAUGUACCAUAUUUACUUACCGCAUUGUAUCCCAGAUUUCUAAUAAAGUGUGGAUCCACACACAAACUCUAUUAAA